CUAAUGCGAAAGAGGUUUUUUUCUUUAAACCAACUUGUAACAAAGUUACAACACACCUGUAUUCCUUAACAGGAGGAAUUCCAUACCCAGGAUGGUCAGAAGGCAGAGUGGUUCAAGCAGUCCUGGAUGGAUAUCAAAUGCCAAAACCUGACCACAUUGACGACCAGUUGUAUGAUGUAAUGACAAGGUGCUGGAAUUUAAACCCUGAAUUCCGUCCUCCUUUUGAAAACCUACGAAAGAGAAUGGAUACAUACCUUCGUGAGGAGACAUACACGGAACUGCUUAACAUGAGGAAAUAUGACAGCGUGCAAUACUCCAAGGUUGAAGAUGUUGGAGCUCAAGAUGAACCAGCAACUGAGCAAGUCAAGACGAGCACCACUGGAAAGAAAUUGGGAAAGUGGUCAAGUGUUCGUUAAAUGAAAAUAAAUAUAUGACAUAAUGGUUGCUGUUAUGAUUUUAAGCACAGCAAUACAGUGUAGUGCGUGUUUUGUCCAGGGUGAAAUAGUAUUUUAAUUUACCAAACUGUUACCUUGGUAAACCGUCACCAAGUAAGAUAUAAUGAUUUAAUUUGUAAGCUUUUUGUGAAUGAUUAAUUUUAAAUCUGGCAUUUUUCUUUUAAGCAGUAAAGAAAAUAUUUGUUACAAAUGUUACUGGAUAGUAGUCAAACAAAUCUGAAGCAGACUUUGUAAAAUUGUUCUUUGUUUUGGAGCUACUUAGUUCUGUAAUUUAUUUAAACCUUUUUGCUUUUUUGUUUUGUUUUUGUGGUUAUUGAGUGGUACAAAUUUCUGCACCGAAAAUGAAACGAAAUUUGCAAUGAUUUCAGUUUGUUUGGAAAUGAAGCAGCUCUAGUUAGUCAGAAUAAUAUGAGAACUUUCCCUUUAAAUGCUACAUGAACAAAACGAAGUAACUAAGUAAUAGUCGUAAACAGCCUUUGUGGAAGUAAACAGCCUCCAUUACCUUUGAAAUAAUGUUAAGUUUACAAAAGAUAUUCGUUACAGUAACUUUUUUUUCUCUGAAGAAUUCUCUGAUCAGUUCAUUAAUUUGAUCAAUUUAGAAUAGUAUGAGAUAGACUCUUCUAAAAGGGCUGACUGUUUAUUUAACUCUGUGCCGAUGUAUGCACGGAAAAAAAAUUGGCAACAUUUACCUAUUUAACUAUUUACGUACAAAGUUAAACAUGUAAACGUUAUAACAUGUGAAGGUUUCAAGUUAGGUUACAUAAUAAACUGCCUUUGGUACUAUUUUACCAUUGGUAUCCAUCAUCACUGGACUUACUUAUUCAUUCUCUUUUUUGUUAUAACGCCAGAUUGCUUGUUUACCGUAUAGUUGAUUUAAG
This is a messenger RNA of Orbicella faveolata, 1333 nucleotides long. RefSeq names its product tyrosine kinase receptor Cad96Ca-like. NCBI's taxonomy places the organism in Eukaryota, Metazoa, Cnidaria, Anthozoa, Scleractinia, Merulinidae. Gene Ontology annotation, cellular component: signaling receptor complex; plasma membrane. Gene Ontology annotation, molecular function: transmembrane receptor protein tyrosine kinase activity; ATP binding. Gene Ontology annotation, biological process: protein phosphorylation; multicellular organism development; positive regulation of kinase activity. The record is from RefSeq and is a predicted model, not a curated record.